UGUAUUUCAAAGAGUUUCCUGUCAUGACCUCAUAAAAAGAGGAGGAGGCUUGUAUGUGUUGCAGCGCCUAGUAUAUGUCGAUUUUGUUGCAUCGUUGGGCAGCGGUACUGUAAGAAGGAAUGUCAGCUUUUACAUAACGUUCUUUUUGCUUUUGACUCUGUGAGGGGCUGUAAGGGUCCAUCUUUGUGAUCACAGAUGGAGUGGAAUGGCUUGAAAAUGAUAAUUAGCACCAUGGAGCCUCAGGUGUCGAAUGGCCCUACUUCCAAUACAACCAAUGGACCCUCCAGCAACAGUAGAAACUGCCCUUCCCCUAUGCAGACGGGGGCUGCUACAGAUGACAGCAAAACCAACCUCAUAGUCAACUACUUACCGCAGAAUAUGACACAGGAGGAGUUCAGGAGUCUCUUUGGGAGCAUUGGUGAAAUAGAAUCCUGCAAACUCGUGAGAGACAAAAUUACAGGGCAGAGUUUAGGGUAUGGAUUUGUUAACUAUAUUGAUCCAAAGGAUGCAGAGAAAGCCAUUAACACUUUAAAUGGACUCAGACUCCAGACCAAAACCAUAAAGGUGUCAUAUGCCCGUCCAAGUUCAGCAUCAAUCAGAGAUGCUAACUUGUAUGUCAGCGGCCUUCCAAAAACAAUGACCCAGAAAGAAUUAGAGCAGUUAUUCUCACAAUAUGGGCGCAUCAUCACCUCACGGAUUCUGGUUGAUCAAGUCACAGGUGUUUCUCGAGGUGUGGGAUUUAUCCGUUUUGAUAAGAGAAUAGAGGCGGAAGAAGCCAUAAAGGGACUAAAUGGCCAGAAGCCUAGUGGUGCUACAGAACCAAUUACUGUGAAGUUUGCCAAUAACCCCAGCCAGAAAACAAGCCAGGCACUCCUUUCACAGCUGUAUCAGUCUCCCAACAGACGCUACCCCGGACCACUUCACCACCAGGCUCAGAGAUUCAGGCUGGACAAUUUGCUUAAUAUGGCCUAUGGCGUAAAGAGGUUCUCUCCGAUCACAAUUGAUGGUAUGACGAGCCUUGUGGGAAUGAAUAUUCCUGGUCACACUGGGACUGGAUGGUGUAUCUUCGUCUACAACUUGUCUCCCGACUCCGAUGAAAGCGUGCUGUGGCAGUUGUUCGGUCCCUUUGGAGCGGUCAAUAACGUCAAGGUGAUCCGUGAUUUCAACACCAACAAGUGCAAGGGAUUUGGCUUUGUCACCAUGACCAACUACGACGAAGCUGCCAUGGCGAUUGCCAGCCUUAAUGGAUACCGUUUAGGAGACAGAGUAUUGCAAGUUUCCUUUAAAACCAAUAAAACCCACAAAUCCUGAAUUUCAUAUCCUUACUUACUAAAAUAUAUAUAUAUAAAUAUAUAUACGAACAAAACAAAACAAAAAAAAAACUCUUCAAGGCUUAUAUUCAACCAUGGACUUUAUAAGCCAGUGUUGCCUAAGUAUUAAAACAUUGGAUAUCCUGUGAUGAACAGGAAAGGAUUUUAUAAUGCUUAGAAAAAAAAAAAAAAACCUUUGAUGCAUUGAAUGUUCUUUCAUAGCUGUCGUUGUUGAAUAUAAUAUACAUAGAUAACAAUGUGCAGGGAUUUUUACCCGGCCAGCUAGUUUUACUACCUUCCUUGAAGGUGGGUCUUUUUAAGAUGACCAUUCACUCAUUUGAAAAAAAAAUAAAACAAAAACAAUUUUUACGAACUAAUGGGAUUAAAAGCGAGAAAAAAGAUUUUUCUUUUCUUUUCUUCUUUUCAAAACAUUGAUCCAAUCAGAUUGGUAAACCCCCCCACAUAAAUUAAAGAGGAACAAUAAAAAUUGCAAAAAGAAGAACAUAAUUUUGCAACUUUUUUUAUUUUUCCUUUUUUCUUUUAUAUCAUGUGAACUAAACAGUCUUCUGUUAGGGAAUGGGGUAAAGGGGGAUACCUGAUGACAUAACAAUUUAAAUAACAUUAACAAUGUUGCCAAAGAGGUGGUCUCUUUGCUGAAAAUGGGUUUCAAGAAAAAUCUAUUUUUAUAAAAUAUAAAGAAUUUUUACAAGAGAAUCUGGAUUUGAGAAAAAAUAUUUUGACUGGCUAAUUUAGGGGAAAUUGACAACUUUGUCAUGUUCAUACUGCACUGGUAACUUUUUAGAGAUCAAGAUGUGUGUUUUAAACUGGAUUAGUAGAUUGUUUUUUGAAGGAUGGGCUACAAACAGAUGAUCUUCGUAUCUUUUCAUAGCAUGUAAUAAAAAUAUUAAAUACAGUACGGGAGAGUGUUCUUCCCAGGCACGCAGUUACCCACAGUCAAAACCCAAAAGCAAGGAGAUGAGUUGCAAGACGGUUUUUCUUUAAGUCAUCAGUAUGGGAUAUCAGCAGAACAAAAGUUAAAAAAUUAAUUUUUUGAUCAAAAACUUCCUUGGUUUGAGCAGUAGGUGCUACAAAAUUAUUUACAUAUCUUAGUAUCAUAGUUAAAUGUAAUGUGUUUAGAAAAAAUACAUUUGCUUUAAAUUUGUUAAGAAUUUUCAAAUUCACUUUAUAGCCCAUGCUAAUAUAAUUGGGCUGUGUUGGCACAUUUGGAACACUGUUUAUGUUGCUUGAAACACUUAUUUAUUUAAUUGCCGAUGUGAUGCAUAUGGCCAAAAUCAAAUAUAGCUAGUUUGGCUAGUCUACUUAUUUGUUUACUUAAACUAUGGGAAGAAGCAUAUUAUUGUGUCAUUUUGUUGUGUGUGUAUGUGUAUAUAUAAUAUAAAUAUAUAUAUAUAUAAAGUUAUUUUUUCUUUUGGUUAAUUUAUUAUAAGUUGUAACACUUUGCUAGUUUUGUUUGUAUAUGUCUUAAAAUGUUUUCUUAUGAUACUUAAGUGACAGAGGUAUCAAGGUAACUUGUGUAGAAAUAUUGUUUGAUAUAUUGUCAUGUUUGUUGUGAAUAUUUUUUCUUACUGCACAGUAGAAAAGAAAACAACUGGGUCUUUAUUUUAAUGUAAUUCAGAUUGGGGAAAACAGAGCUAAGGGAACAAAAUGACUGAGGGGGUGCUCUCCCAUGUCCAGUGCACUGAUCAUUUUAGUAUGUUUGUGCUUUGUACGGUUAUAUAUUUAAAACAAAAAAGGGUCAUGCUCUUCCCUGAGUACUAGAAACAGUUACUCGCUAUGCAUAAUCUAGUUGAUAGUUAAAUUUGCUAUUGCUUUUCUUGUCUUGUUAUAUAAAAUCUUUUCAAUACAAGUUUAGUCUUAAUGGUAAUAAAACGUUAUGGUUAUUUAUAACUUGUGCUUAUUUUGUGCAUUUUUUCCAUGCUAUACCCACUAACUGCAUGUAGACUAAGUAUUGUUUUUUCACACUGAAGAGGCAAACUUUUGUAGUAGACAAAUAACUAAAGCAAAGGCUGCAUCAUAAUUUUAUCAGUUUUUUACUUUAACAAUGUUAGAUUUUAGUUUAAAGGAACACUCAUUCAAUGUUCAGGGAAACCUUUAUACAUCAUCUGCUAUGAAUGAGCGCAGUUUGCUGGGAAAGUUUUGAUGCAUUUGCUAAGCAUUAGUGGGGAAGGCAUGUCAGAAUCUUUUCUCUACGAUGUGUUUUACUAUCUGAAUAAUAAUAAUAAUUUAAAAAAAUCUUUCUUAGGACCAGGCAGUUGUAUACUUUAGUUAUAAUGAAUGACUUCAUGUUAACCUUGCUAGUUUAGAUCAUUUCUGAGGGAAAGUAUUGUAAAUGUUUUUUUCAUAACCUUGUUGUGUUUGAAUUAUUUGUACUUUAAUUGUCCAGACAAUAAAUGAAAGUGUGUAGAAUGGC
Messenger RNA from Dromaius novaehollandiae (emu), 3741 nucleotides. It is a transcript of the gene ELAVL4, whose product is annotated as ELAV like RNA binding protein 4. The transcript is spliced from 7 exons. Gene Ontology annotation, molecular function: RNA binding. The coding region runs from base 196 to 1311 and encodes 371 amino acids. The record is from RefSeq and is a predicted model, not a curated record. Gene Ontology annotation, cellular component: ribonucleoprotein complex. NCBI's taxonomy places the organism in Eukaryota, Metazoa, Chordata, Aves, Casuariiformes, Dromaiidae.